Molecule: messenger RNA, 2367 nt
Organism: Beauveria bassiana ARSEF 2860
Lineage: Eukaryota; Fungi; Ascomycota; Sordariomycetes; Hypocreales; Cordycipitaceae
Product: Heterokaryon incompatibility Het-C
Exons: 5
Coding region: 1-2367 (788 amino acids)
Source: RefSeq, a predicted model, not a curated record
AUGCCGUCACUCAUGAUUUCGCGGGGUACCUUUACCCUGCUGGUGGCCGUCAUCUGUUUGGCCUACCUGCCUAGCAAGGUCGCCGCUUUUGGUGCAGGCAAUAUUCCCUCUAUUGCGCAGGUAGAAGGCUUCAACUGGCGACAUGGAGAUAUCGAGGACAUGCUCACGAGUCUUGCGUUUUUGCACGGUAAAAAAUGGAGUUCCAUGAAUGUCAAGCGUGUCUACUUUGGCAACUGGCUGCGCGAUUAUUCCCAGGCCGUCGACGUCGGCAGUCUGAAGGGCGUCAACGGUGCCACCAUUCGCAUCCUUGUCUGGGUCCUUUCCUUCAUGGCCCACGGAUAUGCCACCGACGAGUUUGAAGUUACCGAGGAGCGCCUCGGCUGCUACCGACCCGAAGAGCACAUUGACAAUCCUCUCGGCUAUGCUGAAGGCGUUGACGCUCGCACGCUGGACCCGCGCCUGAGAGGACCUGUUCGACCCGUCGAAACCGAAAUUGAUAUGGAGACUGGCAUGAAAAACUACAUCAAGAACGAGAAAGGCGACUGGGCGACCAGCGCUGGCUAUUUGCGCUUCAGCAUCGCACGCUGUAUUCACUUCGGCCGCAUUUACACCAAUGGCGACAAGGGCAAGGGAAAGGAAGAGAACCUCUGCGAGGCUCUGCGAUGCAUGGGUCAGGCUUUGCACUGUCUAGAAGACUACAGUGCUCAUAGCAACUAUUGCGAGCUUUCUCUUCGAGAACUAGGUUAUCACAAUGUUUUUCCUCAUUGUGGUAACCAAUCCGAGAUCAAUGUUCGCGGCAAGAGAAUAUAUCCCAUUGUCACUGGAACAUUCGGUGGUGUCGAUUUCCUUCACUCCGUUAUUGGAGAGGCAAAUGAUCACUUUACUCAAUCCGAGGUCGACGAGGUCGAUAUUGCUUUGAAGAACGCCGAAGCCAGCAGAAACGGCGGUGGAGGCUCGAGUGAUCGCGGUUUCCUCGGCGUUUCUGCGCCAACUGAUUUUAUCUCUUUGGUCUCGAAACUUCCUGGUGAAGGUGAUGGAUUUGCUGCCCAAGCCAGAGAGCUCCAGGCCAGGUCUGAUGCGCAGGAGCAGCAGAAUCGAUCUGUAGACCGGGGUAUGGAUCGAGCCAGAGCGGAAGGAAAUACCAACAUUGUUCCAGGCAUGAGCCCCGACUUUGACCCCGUCAAGACUGCCGGACAGAUCUACCCAAUCCUGCAGUUCAGAGACAGAAUUGUAAAGACAAUCAGCCGAGGAAUCGCCAAAAUUCCUGGCCUGGAGAAGCUGCUUGAACACAUCAGUGAAACUCUGACCGCUUUUGUUCUUGGACUCUUGGCGCCCUUCAUCCGUCCCAUCAUCACCCAAGUAUCCAAGGUCCUCAAAGACGGUUCCUCCGGCAUCAUUUCGGCCAGCUCCAAGUCUCAGCUGGAGCCUUGGGACAACCCUCGUUGCUCGGACCCUACUCACUCCAUGUUGUCUAAGGAUCAUUUCACCAACAUACUCAAUUCUUGCGCCGGUCGUGUUGCUGCAACAUGCCUGCAAUAUGCUGUCCCUCGCAUCCUUUUCGCGUGGGACAACAUCGGCGUACCCACUGACGAGGUUACGAAUGAUAUUCUUCAGGCCCUGCAUCACCCUUCACUUCGCGACGAAAACAUCGAAAUCCAACGAGACAUGUUCAAGACUGUGCGAAAGUGGGCCGACGAACACCCUCGUCGCCACGACCUCGAGCGUCUCUUGUCUUCCGAGUCCGUCAGAAAUGGAAAGAAUCACGUCUUGAACCAACAAGGUGGCAGUGGAAAGCGCGAUAUCCACUCCUGUGGAGGUGGCUUAGAUUCUGCGCACGCAGGCCACGGCAAGGUUGCCGGCUCGCUCUGGUCCCAGAUCCAGACGCGAGACUUGGCGUCGAUUCAAGGCAGCGAUGGAAACCCCAGCGAAAACUACAUGUCACACUCGCCUGCACCUCCGACGAGUCAGCCCCCUCCAUCAGACGGAUACAACUACAGCCAGUCCACAUCCGGACCCUCUGGAAGAUACGACCAGCCGGCCCCCAACUCAGGCCAGUACUACUCCGGCUAUAGCCAGGGUCCCCCCGCUCCUCAGCAAGGCGGCUAUGGUGGAGGGUCCGGAUAUGGUGGCCCUCCUCAGGGACCUCCUCAAGGCCAAUGGGGUGGUCCAGCACCACCUGCUCCCCAAGGCUACGGUGGCCCCGGUUACGGUGGAGGCGGUUACGGCCCUGGUCCCGGCGGUCCUCCUGGUCCUGGAUAUGGUGGUCCUCCACAGCAACAAUACCCGCCAUAUGGGCAGCAGCCUCCGCCUGGCCAAGGUCGACCUGGUUCGUGGAACCAGUACCCUGGCCAGGGGCCUCGUUACUAG